Mya arenaria is the source of this 767-nucleotide messenger RNA. RefSeq names its product ficolin-2-like. The transcript has 5 exons. NCBI's taxonomy places the organism in Eukaryota, Metazoa, Mollusca, Bivalvia, Myida, Myidae. The record is from RefSeq and is a predicted model, not a curated record. The coding region runs from base 44 to 604 and encodes 186 amino acids.
GUCAAAACUUAUUUGUCAGGAAUAGGAAUUGAUUGUGUGUAAAAUGGACGGACAAUGGAGUGACUGGGGAACGUGGAAAAGUUGUGACAGGUGUCAGAGCGGAAAUUAUUUCCGUGAACGGGUGUGCAACAACCCGUUCCCUUUCGGCAGAGCAAGUUGUUCCGGAGAAGAAAUAGAAGUCGGAGCCUUUGCCGACUGUUCGGAAAUAAGACAGAACCUUGGCAGAGUGCCCUCUGGCGUCUAUCAUAUCACAACAUGGAAAACAAACCAAAAUGCGAGUGUGUUCUGUGAUAUGGACACCGAUCAGGGAGGUUGGACCGUGUUUCAACAUCGCAUGAAUGGAAAAGUGGAUUUCUACCGCAACUUCUCUUCGUACGAGAAUGGGUUUGGAUCUCUGCAGGGAGAAUUCUGGUUGGGCCUCAAACUGAUGAAUGAGAUGACAUCCCGGACAUCAAAUGAUUUAAGAAUUGACAUCACACGUGGCAGUGGUAGCACCGGUUAUGCCGUAUACGCUGACUUCAGUGUGGGAGCCGGGUCUAAUUAUACACUACAUGUAGGAUAUACACGGUCAAAAAGUGGAGGUAAGUAUACUCUUUUUUUAUGAAAAUAAUUCAUUUAUGAUUGAGGUUAGACAACGUUAAUUAAAGUGUUAUAAAAAGCGUUGAAAAUAACAUACGAUUGUUGCGAUGUGGCAUAAUAUCGAGCCUUACUGAGCCGAAAAUGUUGAGUAAAAUUUGUUUAUAGUUUUCGUUAUGAGUAGUAACAAA